CUCCCUCCCGUCCCCUCCUCCUCCUCCUCCUCCCGCUCCCCGGGGCCCCCAGCCCGGCCGGGCGCUGACAGCAGGGGCCGGGGGUCCCCACCGCCGCCGCGUCUCCCGCAGGCUCGGGCGGGGGCCGUGGAGCCCCCGGUGCGGCCAUGGAGCGACCCUUGACGGCGGAGGCGGAGGCGGAGGCGGAGGAGGAACUGGAGUGGCAAGUGGCGAGUCGCAGGAGGAAGGCCUGGGCCAAGUGCCGCGGCUCCUGGCAGGCUUCGGAGACCGAGGACCUGUCCACCGAGGCGACGACGCAGGACGAGGACGACGACGACGAGGACCUCUCGGGCGCCAAGCUGCCCACGGCCGCCGGGAGAGGGAACGUGCCCAACGAGAAGAUCGCGAUAUGGCUCAAGGACUGCCGUACCCCGUUGGGAGCCUCGCUGGAUGAACAGAGCAGUAGUACACUCAAGGGAGUGCUGGUGAGGAAUGGAGGAAGUUUUGAAGAUGAUUUGUCAUUGGGAGCGGAAGCCAACCACCUCCACGAAACAGAUGCUCACAUUGAGAACUGCAGUAACAUCUUGGCCAAAGAGAGGCGAUUACAGUUUCAUCAGAAAGGGAGAAGUAUGAAUUCUACCGGAUCUGGAAAGAGUAGUGGGACGGUCUCAAGUGUUUCAGAAUUGUUGGAACUUUAUGAGGAAGAUCCUGAAGAAAUUCUUUAUAAUCUUGGAUUUGGGAGAGAUGAACCAGAUAUUGCUUCCAAAAUCCCUUCCAGAUUUUUUAAUUCAUCAUCAUUUGCCAGAGGGAUAGAUAUUAAAGUAUUUUUAAGUGCUCAGAUGCAGCGGAUGGAAGUAGAAAAUCCAAAUUAUGCUUUGACAAGCCGUUUUCGUCAAAUUGAAGUGCUUACUACUGUGGCCAAUGCAUUUUCUUCUUUAUACUCCCAAGUCUCUGGAACUCCCCUGCAGAGAAUUGGAAGUGUGUCCUCAGUGGCCUCUAACAAGGAGACAGACUCACCUCCACCUCUGACCCGAAGUAACACUGCAAAUCGUUUAAUGAAAACAUUAUCAAAACUAAAUUUAUGUGUUGAUAAGACAGAGAAAGGAGAAGGUAGUAGUCCUUCCCCGGCAGUUGAAAAAGGGAAGAUCAUGAAUGCUUCAGUGACUGAGGAAGGUGGGAAUAGAAAUGAUCCAAAGACUCCAAAAAUCAUAAAGAAGAAAGACUCAUCCCCUAUGUUGGCUACAGUCAAAGAAGAAUCAAGCAGCUUGGCCUCUGUCAUAGAGAAUGUUGCCCCAGACAGACUUUCUGAAGAAGAAAGCAGUAAUUCGAAUCAAGAAACUGAAAGUGAACUACGUCAAGAAAUUCAAAGUUUUGAGAAGAGACUGGUUGAGGGAUCUGGUAUUGGAGAAUGCAGUCCCAGUGGAAAUUUGUCCAGCCACAGUGAGCUCGACGAUAGCAGUGAACUGAAAAGUACUCACAUGUCUCCACCUGAAAAAGAGCCGUGUGCACCACUGACAAUCCCGUCCAUAAGAAAUAUAAUGGUACCACAAAAGGACUCCUUUGAAAUGGAAGAGGUUCAAAGUACAGAGGGAGAAACUCCUCAUGUCCCAGCCACUUACCAGUUAGGUCUCACCAAAUCUAAAAGAGAUCACCUCUUACGUACUGCAAGUCAACAUUCUGAUAGCAGCGGUUUUGCUGAAGAUUCAACAGACUGCCUCCCACUUAAUCAUCUACAGGUCCACGAGUCCUUGCAGGCCAUGGGGAGUAGCGCUGACAGCUGUGACAGUGAGGUAACAGUUACUUCAUUCGGAGAAAACCUUGGCACCCCAGCAGCACCGCAAGACCAGCUGUAUUUUGACGAAUCGGAGGAGGAGUCUCUGGUGCCUGUGCAGCAGGGCGGAGAGAAGGCCGCGCCCUUCGCCGACAGAAGCAGGUCAGGUAACCAGGAUCUCUCCCGGGGCCAGACUGGCGAGGAAGCACAACAGCCACCCUGGGCCGGCAGUGCGGCGGGGCACGUCGCCGAAAUGGCGGGAGGGAAGCCCGCGGACCUGCUGAGGGAAGCCAGUGCUGAAAGCGACGCGGAGCGAAGCAGCGAAUGCGAGUUUGCUCAGUACACCACCCACCAUAUCCUUAAGUCGGCGGCUUCCAUGGAAUGCGCUGAGGAGGCCGCUGAGGUGGCCGCGGGGCCGCCCUCCUCCUUCUCCUCUGCCGACAAAGUCAGCACGGCCUUGCGGAGAGCUCAGAGGAAGGACUGCGGCCUGUCCGGUCCCAGAGUCGGCCGCAGCCUCAUCAGGUCCAAAGAUCUCUUAAAACAGAGGUACUUCUUCGCGAAAGCGGGCUACCCUCUGAGGAGGUCUCAGUCUCUGCCGACCACCUUACUGAGCCCCGUGCGGGUCGUCUCCUCCGUCAACGUCCGGCUGUCUCCGGGCAAAGAGACCAGAUGCAGCCCUCCCUCCUUCACCUACAAGUUCACACCCGAAGAGGAGCGGCAGUCGGAGACCCAGGUGAUCGGGCAGGACGGUCAGUCUCUGGUGAAAUCGACCAUUUUCAUCUCUCCGGCAUCUGUGGAAAAAGAAGCUUCCUGUCAGAGUGAGGCGCGCCCGCCGGAGGAGUGCUCUCACUGGAGAGCCUGCUCGCUGCUGGCCCCGGCGCCCAGGUCGCGCUCCACCUGCUCGCUGCACUCGGUCCCCUCUGAGUGGCAGGAAAGGCCCUGGUGUGAGCACACGAGGACGCUGAGCACUCACAGCGUCCCCAACAUGGCCGCCAACAUGGCCCCCAACAUGGCCGCCAACAUGGCCCCCAACAUGGCCGCCAACAUGGCCCCCAACAUGGCCUGCGGUGCCCUCUCCUCCCCCCUAGGCUGUCCCUUCUCGCACAGACACGCCGCCUACCCUUACCGAGCGUGUCCUGUGAACCCCCCUUCUGCCAUCGAAAUGCAGUUACGAAGAGUACUACACGACAUUAGGAACUCCCUGCAGAGUCUUUCACAGUACCCUAUGAUGGGAGGACCUGGACACAUAGCUGCUCCCUACAGUCCUCAGAAAUCGUCUGUUCUACCUCUUUAUGAAAAUACUUUUCAGGAGCUCCACGUAAUGAGGCGGAACCUGAGUCUGUUCAGAACACAAAUGAUGGAUUUGGAAUUGGCAGUGCUGCGCCAGCAAACCAUGGCCUACCAUCACAUGACUGAGGAGGAGAGGUAUGAAGUUAAUCAGCUGCAGAGUUUGAGAAAUUCAGUCCGAAUGGAACUUCAGGAUCUGGAACUGCAGCUGGAAGAGCGUCUGCUAGGGCUGGAGGAACAGCUGCGGGCACGCACACCUUCUCCCUUCCACUCCUCACUUAUGGGGAUGUGUAGCAGUGGAAGUGCUGAUAACUUGUCAUGUCCUUCUCCCUUGAAUGUCAUGGAACCUGUCACUGAGCUUAUGCGGGAACAGUCAUAUUUGAAGUCUGAAUUGGGCCUGGGACUUGGAGAAAUGGGAUUUGAAAUCCCUCCCGGAGAAAGCUCAGAAUCUGUUUUCUCCCAAGCAACGUCAGAGUCAUCAUCUGUAUGUUCUAGUCCCUCUCAUGCUAAUAAAAGAACCGGAGUAUCUUCUAGUGACUCAGCCCGCAAAUCCAAGACCCAUCCGAUACCGAGGAAGAAGGUAUUCCGAGCAUCGGUCGCCCUCACACCAACUGCCCCUUCUCGAACAGGCUCUGUUCAGACGCCUCCAGAUGUGGAAAGUUGUGAGGAAGUCGGAGCUGCUGAAGAAGCCGUAAAGGCUGUGGGCCCUAAAUCUGAAGUGGAAGAAGGACACGGCAAAGUACCGUCAGUGCCGGCGGCUGAUGAAAUGCAUGGAGACGUAGAGCAGGACGAGCUGCAGCAGGUUAUACGGGAGAUUAAAGAGUCUAUUGUUGGGGAAAUCAGACGGGAAAUUGUAAGUGGACUUUUGGCAGCAGUAUCUUCAAGUAAAGCAUCUAAUUCUAAACAAGACAGUCAUUAAAUGGAACUUAGAGGUAAUUUUUUCUGAACGUCUUUAUUUAGCCAAGUGUAAAUUAGUACUUUACAAUGCAUUGUUUCCAUCACACGUGAUGAGUUAACUUUUGACUUGCACAUUGUAACACGUGCACUCAAUCAGGCACGCCACCGCCCGGCCCCAGAAAUCAUUCUUAAAAGUUAUUAAAGAAUGUAUAAUGUUAGCUAUAGAAUAUCAAAACAUACUUCGAUAAAUUAUGUCAUAAACUACUAACAUUUUUGAGAUACAUGAUAAGAGAAUUAAGGAAUUCAUUUUAAGGCAUUAAAGAAGAUGUAUGCAGAUCACAGGAGAAUCUAAUACACACGCACACAGACUUUUCAUUCCCAUUACAAAGAAAAUCUGACUAAUAGCCACUGACAUGUGGUUAAUGUUCCCUUCUCUUCCCUUUAUUUAAGGUUGCACGGAUACUCUUAGCUGAAUGAUCCCGGAGUAGUGAAUGAUACACACUGGUGGAGGUAUUUGUGCUUCAGAGGAUAACUUGCUGCUAGCUGGGCUACUGUAACCGGUGUGCAGUGUUCUCUUCCUCUUUGCCUAUCUUUUAUCAUUUUAAAAAACACACAUAGAAACUUAGGCACUUUGCUGGCUUCAUUUUUUUCCCCCUAAACUGUAGUCAUUUGAGAAGUCUAAUAUUUAUUUUGUAUGUCAGUACUUUCCAGUUGAUUCCCUCUGUAGAAUUAAUUUUAAAACUUGAAAACUUCUAGAUCUAACCAACUUAUAAAUAACAUAUUCUUUUAGACUAGCCUCUUAAAACACUGACCUCUGUGAGGUAUUUACUGUGCAAUAACUGAUUCAUUUUUGAGAGCUUGAAACAACCAAUGAUUUUCCCUCCACUGCUGUUAGUUAGUGUCACUUCCAAGAAGAAAAAUUGUUCUGUUGUAAAAAAUUGCUCUUAAUUCUUGAGGAGGUUACUAAUAGCAGUAGGAUAGACUUGUACAAGGAGAUCUACAACUACUUAAUGUUCUUACACUGUAAACAUUGUUACUUUACCCAAGACAAUUGUAAUUUUAUUAUCGUUUAUUUAGUAUUUUUCUUUUGGAAAUGUGCAUUACAUUAAACACUAUGUACUUUUUUUUUUUUUUUUUUUGCAUUGUCUUAACUUCUUUAUAGUAAGGAGAGAUUCCUUCUUUUACUUUUAGACUAAAUAGUGGAGUAUUGCCAAAAUAAUGGGACACGUGACUUGAAUGGAUGGAAAUGAAUAAGCUGGGGGUUAGUUUUUUUUUUUUUUCCUCCAAAUUGAAGUAAUUUAGACUUCUUUUACUCAUGAUGGAUGGCUUUUAACUCACUUUUAACCAGCAAUAACUGUAUUGUUUUCAUGGUGGGGAAAAAAGGAGGGUGGCUUCCUAUUUGGUUUUGUAUGUGCUAAGUAAAUACAGAAAGUAACAACCAAAUGUCAUUGAAAUUAUUAUUUUAGCAUUUAUAAUUAUAAGCUCCUGUAUUUCUUUGUGUGAAAUUUAAAUCAAAAGUGGUUUAAAUAGUAACAAUAUUCUUUGAGAGAAUAGCCAAAAGGCUUGUAAAUGUUUGAAUUAUCACACAAAGACUGAUUUCUAAAAGAAAAAUUAAAACAAUAAAGUAUUUAUUUUGCCUAA
Messenger RNA from Erinaceus europaeus (western European hedgehog), 5575 nucleotides. RefSeq names its product ITPR interacting domain containing 2 (gene ITPRID2). The record is from RefSeq and is a predicted model, not a curated record. The coding region runs from base 147 to 3956 and encodes 1269 amino acids. The transcript has 17 exons. Gene Ontology annotation, molecular function: signaling receptor binding. NCBI's taxonomy places the organism in Eukaryota, Metazoa, Chordata, Mammalia, Eulipotyphla, Erinaceidae.